AUGCCCGUCGUCGCCGGGCUCCAUCUCCCCUCCAUGUCCGUCGUCGCCAGGCGGCUGCUGCACUCCCGGGUGCCCAACUACUCGGGCUACUGGUCGCUGAUCCGCUGGCUGCCGCCGCAGACCUCCGGCUCAGCGGCCCCAGCCUCCCAGGCUCAGCCGAGUCAGGCGGCCGAGUCUGCGACGGGCGUGCCCGAUGCUGGUCCCCAAGGCUUUCAUCUCGCCAAGCCAGAGAUCCCUACAAAUUGCUGCAUGAGCGGAUGCAAGAACUGUGUCUGGGACGACUACCAGGAAGAGCUCGAGACCUAUCGCCUCGCUCUCAAGGAAUACAAGCUGAAGCAUCCCGAGGAGACCAUGCUGCCCGCCGCCGCGGAAGAAACCGAGAUGGACCCGUCGAUGAAGGCGUUUCUCGAGCUCGAAAAGUCCCUGCACAAGCCCUAGAUCGCUCCCCCUCAAGCAACAGGAUUCCGGCGGCCGUUGCGAGUCUCCGUGAUCACGAACAUCAAGCUCGGGGGAGCUGACUGUUCCUGUCGGUCGACAAUCUCGCAUCCCAACCGUCUCUGGGCAGCUCCAGCAUCGAUAUUAUCAUGGCUGCCCAUUCGACCGUGCGCGAUCAUGGACAACUGGUCCCAUGAGCUUCAGCGGCCUCGUUGCCAUUCCAGAACCCAGUCUCCCACCGUCCU
Messenger RNA from Polychytrium aggregatum, 680 nucleotides. RefSeq lists its product as uncharacterized. Gene Ontology annotation, cellular component: mitochondrion. NCBI's taxonomy places the organism in Eukaryota, Fungi, Chytridiomycota, Chytridiomycetes, Polychytriales. Bases 1 to 438 code for a protein of 145 amino acids. The record is from RefSeq and is a predicted model, not a curated record. The transcript is spliced from 3 exons.